Messenger RNA from Hydractinia symbiolongicarpus, 1654 nucleotides. RefSeq lists its product as uncharacterized. Bases 252 to 1091 code for a protein of 279 amino acids. The record is from RefSeq and is a predicted model, not a curated record. The transcript has a single exon. NCBI's taxonomy places the organism in Eukaryota, Metazoa, Cnidaria, Hydrozoa, Anthoathecata, Hydractiniidae.
UAGUUCUCUUUUUUCAAUUUGAGGAAGUUUUGGAUCAUUUUGAAGAUAUUUUACUUUUUAAGUUCGAUAUUAAAGAAUCUGAAAUUAAAAAAACGCCAAUAAGAAAGCCAAAGGCACUUCAAUUUACGUUGGAAGGUGUGGAUUUUGACGUGGUGUUGGCUACUGCACCCGGAGUAAAAACAGAGGAAGAUGCAAGAGCAUUACUCAACAAAGCAAAACAAAGGGAAAGCUUAGAAGCUGCAGAAGAAUUUAUGAAAAUGCAGAAUGAGUUAUCAGAAAUGGCAGUUCAAUUUGUGAAAAAGCAAACAUCCUUUAUUCAUGAAUUUAUUCGAUUAUGUAAAUACUGGAACAAGACCUUGUUUUUUGAGUUGGUUUCCAACAACGUAUAUGUCUAUGGUCGUUCGUCAAUCAUUGAAUUAUUGGCAAUUGAUGCUGGUUUGAAACAUCAUGGAAACUUUUCCCGUUCCUUUAAAACGUUUUUAGAAACUGUAAAAAACAUCAAAACUUGUGGAAUUACUUUUGAAGAAACCUAUUACAGAGCUAACCAGGUACCAACAUCGAUCAAAUUACGACCAUAUUUGAUUGAUCCUGCAAAUCCUUAUCACAACUACCUCGCAGAUGUUAAAGAAAUUCAUUUAGAACUUUUCUCAGACUUUGCAUCUGUUACAUUACAACGACUACUGGGAGGUGAAAUUUUCUUACUUUUUGAACCGCAACCAAACUGGCUAUCACAGUCAGUUCGACCGAAAAAUUGGAUGAUGGGUAUAAGGGAUAAUAUAGCUUUAGAAACACCUUCGAUUGAGUUCAACAAAGAAUUGCCCUCGCAUUUGAGGAAUGAAGAAUCGAUUAGAAGUCUGAAGAAUUAUCUAGCUGUUUUGAACAAAAAUGUCGAAGUUUUAACAACUAGGAAUCCUGUUGAUUCUUCAUAUGUGCAGAAAGAAGUGGAAAAUGCUAUCGACAAGUUAUUUAUUGGUAGAAGUCAAUGUUGGUCAAGUACAACUGAAUUACAUUCAAGUCGUGUUAUCACCGUUACAAUUCCUUUACGUGAUGGCAGCAAAAAAGCGGCAAAAAUUAGCUGUAACUGGGAAUAAUACAACAUUGGGAUUGUGCAGACUGUUUUUAACUUCUUUCAAAUAACUGGGCUUAUCACUCUAUCAGUAUUUUAUGACUAGCCUAGAGUUUCGAGAGAAUAACUUUCCCUGAUUUCUGCCAAACGAAAUCCUCAAAAAAUCUGCCCUUUUACCAUUUUAUAGCCGUGUUAUAGACACACGAAAUGCGAUAUAAAAAAGACUGCUGAGCCCUUGUAUUCUCUUACGGGACACUGACUAGACAUCAGAAUAAUAAUUUAAGGUUCUAAUCGUUCACGGAACUAAAAAAAAUAUUUGUUAGUCACCCGUUGUACUUAUUUCUCGCACCGUUAUUCCAUGCCCUAGUUAUGAAAUUUACCUGGGGUCAUGGUCCCUGUUAUGAUACACUUAUAGUUACUGUAUUAUAAACCACACGUUUUUCUUUUUAUUAUAGCCAGAAAAUUUAGGCUUAGAGUCUCAAUGUAAUUAUUACGCUUAGAAAAAGUAAACUAUAUUAAACAAUAAUUUGCGCGAUAAUCUGUGCAUUGAGCAGAUGACGCUCCUCUUGUAAAUAGGGUUUAAAAGAA